Messenger RNA from Kwoniella botswanensis, 843 nucleotides. RefSeq lists its product as uncharacterized. The coding region runs from base 1 to 843 and encodes 280 amino acids. Lineage: Eukaryota; Fungi; Basidiomycota; Tremellomycetes; Tremellales; Cryptococcaceae. The record is from RefSeq and is a predicted model, not a curated record. Gene Ontology annotation, molecular function: 2-oxoglutarate-dependent dioxygenase activity. The transcript is spliced from 3 exons.
AUGGGCUCAUUGAUCAAGACGGCGAGAUCGAUCUCAUCGAUAACGCCAGCUCAGCUGCAUGAUCACCUAUUGGGAUCCAAAGCGUUUCCCCUUCACCUUACAGGGUUGAUCUCCUCCUGGCCUGCGCUUACCCAAUGGCGAUUAUCCGAUCAAUUGCGUGGUAUGCGAGAUGCAGUAGGAGAGGACAAGUCGGUAGAGAUCGAGCUGGGUAAGAAGGGAAGAGGAUAUCUGCAUCCUGAUUGGCAGAGAGUCAAUAUGGGGUUCGGCAUGUUCCUGGAUGCAUUCAUCUUCGAUCAGAUACCUUCUGCUAUACCGAAGUCUCAAUUACCUUCAGCAUAUCUGGCUCAAUCUGAUCUGUUGGAUGGAUCACCAAAAUUGGCCGAGGCGGUACCAUCUUUACCUCAUUUCUAUGUAGGCAACGAGAAGAGUCUGUAUCGAAGGACAGUAUGGAUUGGUCCCGAGAAGAGUUUCACGCCUUUUCAUAAAGAUCCCUAUGUGGGGAUCUUUUCUCAAAUUGUGGGGAAUAAGACGUUUCACGCGUUACCUCCAGAAGCAGCUCAACAUCUCUCUCCGUCAAAUCUCGCUAGGCAUACCAAUACUUCACAGAUACCUGUCCCCGUAUCACGUAUCUUUUCACCUACAGACGAUAUUAAUGACCUCGCCGAUCUACCUCGAGACAUCCUGGAGACAUGUCAGAAUCAAUUGAAACAAGCUUUCGCUAUGGAUGGAGCAUGUGCCGUCGAGCUGAAAGCAGGAGAAUCUGUCCUGAUACCUGAAGGAUGGUGGCAUGCGGCCGAAGGUGGUGAUGGACCAGGAGUGGGUGUUGGAGCUUGGUUUAGAUGA